GGAAACAGGCGAGAAGCAGGCAACCGGUUUCCGCCUUUUCUUCUUGAGACUUUCCUAUCAGGAACCCGAUAUAUAUAUAUAUAUAUAUAGAAUCCAUCUCUCUCUCAUCCUCACGUUCAGCCAAAAACCCUAAACCCUGGUGAUUGACAACAAGAUCUUUACAUAUAACCGAUACACGGGCUGUGGAGAGGAGACGACUAACCCAACAUGUCCCGACAUCUUGAGAUUACGUUAAUAUCGGCGGAAGAUCUCAGAGUUAACCGGAGACCAAUCGCCGGCCGGAGAAACACGUUCGCGGUCGUGAAGACAGAUCCGUUCAACGUUCGUAAGACGAAGCCCGACGAAUGCGGCGGAAGCCAUCCGACUUGGAACGACAAGUUCGAGAUGGAGAUGCCGAUGAACGGGAGAGUCCAGUUCGUGUCCGUUGAGGUAUUAUAUCGAACAGGUUCUGGGUCUGAGAAGCAAAUCGGUCUCGCGACAAUUCCGGCGACAGAUUUCAUAGGAGGUUAUUCACCCGAAGGCCACUUGAACUUUCUGAGUUACAGAUUGAGGGACGAGUACGGAGACAAGAGCGGGAUCGUCAACGUCUCGAUCAGAGUGAAACCCGAUCCCAGAUUCGGUCCCGAAAAGACGCCGACAACGGAGAAGAAGCCGGCAGCGAAUUACAGCGUGUGCUCGUCGCCGGCGGCGGGGUUGUGGCGACCGGCGACGACGAUGACAGCGUUUUCCGGCGGACGAAUUGUCACCGGAGUUCCUAUAUGGUGUGGUGGAAAAGAAGGAACAAUGGCGUAAUAAUGGCAGCCACAGCAACGUACAAGGGUCCAAAUCCGGCUUCAGUUCAAAUAAUGAAUAAACCGGGGGAUCUCUCACCAACGAAACCGGUCAAUAUGCACAUUUAUUAGCUAUCAUCUUUUCUUUGUUUCCGAUUUGAAAUAAAAGUUGCCAAAUUUCAAUGGACUGCACAUGGUUACGGUUAAAUGCACUUGCCGCAUGAGUACAUGGUUUAUCAAAUAUCAUAUAUUAUAUAUUUCCAAACGGAGACGACGUACGAAUUUUAAAGGUUGUCGUGUAUAUAUAUGUUAUGA
Molecule: messenger RNA, 1085 nt
Organism: Tarenaya hassleriana
Lineage: Eukaryota; Viridiplantae; Streptophyta; Magnoliopsida; Brassicales; Cleomaceae
Product: BON1-associated protein 2
Exons: 2
Coding region: 208-792 (194 amino acids)
Biological process (GO): defense response
Source: RefSeq, a predicted model, not a curated record